Messenger RNA from Carassius auratus (goldfish), 1110 nucleotides. Its product is annotated as gastrula zinc finger protein XlCGF8.2DB-like. Gene Ontology annotation, cellular component: nucleus. The record is from RefSeq and is a predicted model, not a curated record. The transcript is spliced from 3 exons. Gene Ontology annotation, biological process: regulation of transcription by RNA polymerase II. NCBI's taxonomy places the organism in Eukaryota, Metazoa, Chordata, Actinopteri, Cypriniformes, Cyprinidae. Bases 1 to 1110 code for a protein of 369 amino acids. Gene Ontology annotation, molecular function: RNA polymerase II cis-regulatory region sequence-specific DNA binding; DNA-binding transcription factor activity, RNA polymerase II-specific.
AUGAAUUAUUUUAUUGAAGAAAUUGAAGCGAACAAAGAAUUGAGUGAAGUUGAAAAGAAAAAUCAUGUCAAAACUGGAGGAGAAUCUUUCAGUUGUUCUAAAUCCAAACAGAAUGCUUUAAAGUCAAGAGGAGCCAAGAAAUCUUUCACCUGCCAUCAGUGUGGAAAGAGUUUCACAAGCAAAUAUAAUCUUGAUGUUCAUAUGAGAAUUCACACGGGAGAGAAACCAUUCGCUUGUGAUAAAUGUGGGAAGAGUUUCACACAAUUGCUAAGCCUUAAGGUACACAUAAACAUCCACACUGGAGAGAAACCACACACAUGUGGUCAGUGCGGGAGGAGUUUCACACGAAAAGAAAGCCUUAUAACCCAUAUGAGAAUUCAUACAGGAGAGAAACCGUUCUCAUGUAAUCAGUGUGGAAAAAGUUUUGCAUAUUUAGCGAACCUUAAGGUACACAUGAAAAUCCACACUGGAGAUAAACCUUUUAAGUGUUCACACUGUGACAAGAGAUUCAGUCAGUCAACAACUCUGAAAAUACACGAGAGGAUCCACACUGGAGAGAAACCGUACACAUGUGAUCAGUGCGGGAAGAGUUUUGCAGGUAAAGGAAGACUUAUGGCACAUAUGAGAGUUCAUACAGGAGAGAAACUGUACACAUGUAAUCAAUGUGGAAAGAGUUUGAAAAGCAUAUAUAGUCUUGAUGUUCACAUGAGAGUUCAUACUGGAGAGAAACCAUACACUUGUGAACAGUGCGGGAAGUGUUUCACACAAUUAGCAAGCCUUAGGAAACAUAUGAACAUCCACACUGGAGAGAAACUGUACUCAUGUGAUCAGUGCGAUAAAACAUUUUUAAGGGAUUCAGUCCUGAAGAAACACCUGACGGUUCAUACAAAAGGGAAGAUGUAUUCAUGUAAUUUGUGUGGAAAGAGGUUUUCAUAUUUUUCCAUUUUAAAAGAACAUCAGAAAACACAUACUGGUGUGAGAGAGCACAUGUGCUUUGAGUGUGAAAAGACUUUUACUACAGCAAAGUGUUUAAAACUGCACCAGAGGAUCCAUACUGGAGAGAAUCUGCAAAUUGGUGUGGCUCCAGUGUGGAUGGGAGGCAAUCUUUGA